Molecule: messenger RNA, 6863 nt
Organism: Protopterus annectens (West African lungfish)
Lineage: Eukaryota; Metazoa; Chordata; Ceratodontiformes; Protopteridae
Gene: EDEM3
Product: ER degradation enhancing alpha-mannosidase like protein 3
Exons: 22
Coding region: 591-3431 (946 amino acids)
Biological process (GO): endoplasmic reticulum mannose trimming; mannose trimming involved in glycoprotein ERAD pathway; carbohydrate metabolic process
Cellular component (GO): membrane; endoplasmic reticulum
Molecular function (GO): mannosyl-oligosaccharide 1,2-alpha-mannosidase activity; calcium ion binding
Source: RefSeq, a predicted model, not a curated record
ACCACCAACAUGGCGCCUGCCAGGAAGUUGUACCACAGCAACUGUAGCAACCGUACCCGUUUGUUGGUAUUACAUUAAACCAUAGUAUCCUGUUACCACUGGGUUACUGGCCCUGCUUCGGUUUGACAAUUCCGGGUUGUUACACUUCUGUCGCUUAGGCUGUGUUAGUGCAAUUCUUUUACCAUUUGUACUGGAAAACUGGAGUCCUGAUUAUGGGAACAUAUCCUGAAUGUUUACAUUUAGCAUUUUUGGAAGUAUUUUCUAAAUGUGGACGUUAAGUGACGGACAGCAUUUGAGAGUGGAUGCCUUCCAUUUAUCGAUGCCGGUCUGUGCAUGUUUGCUUUCCAUGGGUCAUAUAGCUGUCUGAAGUGCUGGUAGUAUUUACAGGGAAGGUGGUGCCCCUUGACAUCAGUACUGCAGACGUGUACAUAACCAGCUGUACAUAACACAGAAGCCAGGUGCAUCACCUGUCUUCUCUUAGGGAACCUCUAAGUGUGCUGGUGCUGUGUGAGUGUCAGUAACAGCUUUAUGCUGCCCUGCAGGGAUUGCGGAUAAUACCGUGAACGGCUGUGGUGUUGUAGGUAUUAGAGAUGUGGGUGCUCAUAGACAACAGAAGGACACAGUCCUGCAACAAUUGGUAUGAGUUGCGGUGGAUUUUACCAGUACUGUGUGUUUUCUCUGUGUUGCUGGUAGUGGAAACCAUAACCAAAGAAGAGAAACGCAGACUCAGGGAUCAAGUGAAAGAAAUGUUUGAUCAUGCAUACAGCAGCUAUAUGGAACAUGCUUACCCAGCUGAUGAGCUCAUGCCUCUUACAUGCCGAGGGCGAGUACGUGGCCAGGAACCCAGUCGGGGCGAUGUGGAUGAUGCUUUGGGAAGGUUUUCAUUAACAUUAAUUGACACACUGGACACACUUGUGGUGCUGAAUAAGACAGAAGCCUUUGAAGAAGCUGUGAGGAAGGUCAUCAAAGAUGUUCAUCUGGACAAUGAUAUAGUCGUUUCAGUUUUUGAAACUAAUAUAAGAGUAAUAGGGGGACUUCUGGGAGGACAUUCCAUGGCAAUUAUGUUACAGGAUCAAGGAGAAUACAUGCAGUGGUACAACAAUGAGCUCCUUUAUAUGGCAAAGGAGUUGGGCUACAAAUUGCUGCCUGCUUUCAAUACUACCAGUGGACUGCCAUAUCCUAGGAUUAAUCUGAAAUUUGGAUUGAGGAGACCAGAGGCACGCACCGGUACAGAGACAGAUACCUGUACAGCUUGUGCUGGGACCUUAAUUCUGGAGUUUGCUGCUCUGAGUCGCUUUACAGGAGAAUCAAUUUUUGAGGAACAUGCAAGAAAAGCUUUGGAUUUUCUCUGGGAGAAAAGGCAGCGUAGCAGUAACCUUGUAGGAACAACUAUAAACAUUCAUACUGGAGACUGGGUCCGCAAAGACAGUGGAGUUGGAGCAGGAAUUGAUUCCUACUAUGAAUAUUUAUUGAAAGCUUAUGUGUUACUGGGAGAGGACAUUUAUCUGGAGAGGUUUAACACACAUUAUGCAGCGAUCAUGAAGUACAUCAGCCAGCCUCCACUGUUACUUGACGUGCAUAUUCACAAACCAAUGCUGAAUGCUCGCACAUGGAUGGAUUCCUUGCUGGCAUUUUUCCCAGGUCUUCAGGUGUUAAAAGGUGAUAUCAAACCUGCUAUCGAAACCCAUGAGAUGCUGUACCAAGUUACGAAGAAGCAUAAUUUUCUUCCAGAAGCUUUUACCACAGAUUUUAGGGUCCAUUGGGCACAGCAUCCCUUGAGGCCGGAGUUUGCAGAAAGCACAUACUUCCUGUAUAAAGCUACAGGGGAUCCGUACUAUUUGGAAGCAGCUAAAUCAAUCAUUGAAAAUUUGAAUAGGUAUGCCCGGGUACCAUGUGGUUUUGCUGCCAUGAAGGAUGUCCGAACUGGAAGCCACGAAGACAGAAUGGAUUCUUUCUUCUUGGCGGAAAUGUUCAAGUAUCUUUUCCUAAUAUUUUCGGAGAAGGAGGAUUUGAUUUUUGACGUUGAAGAAUAUAUUUUCACUACUGAGGCUCACCUGCUCCCCUUGUGGUUGUCGACAGCUGUCCAACCCAUCACCACAAAAAACACGAGUGAGAACCAAGAAUUAGAUGACAGUAACUUCGAUUGGUCUUGUCCAAAUACAAAGAUCCUGUUCCCAGAUGACCCACAGUAUGCACAUAAUGUACGGGAACCAUUUAAAAAUGUUGUGGACAAGAGCUGCCCAAAAGAUAGUGCUAAAGGGCACAAGGAAGAUUUUCAAGUCACGUUUCAAAGUGAAUCAAGUCCUAGUAGUACUGGACCCAGGCCUCCACUAAGAGCUCGGGAUUUCAUGGCCAAUAACCCAGAGCAUCUAGACAUACUGAAGAGAAUGGGUGUCACUCUGAUUCACCUCAAAGAUGGAAGAGUACAACUUGUGCAGCAUGCCAGCCAGGCAGCCAGUUCAGUUGAUGCAGAAGAUGGCUUACGAUUCAUGCAGGAGAUGAUCGAGUUUUCUAGUCAGCAACAGAAAGAACAGCUGCCUCCUCGUGCUGUGCAGAUUGUGUCUCACCCCUUCUAUGGCAGAGUGGUGCUAACUGCUGGACCAGCACAGUUUGGAAUGGACCUCUCAAAAGAUGAUGCAGAGGCAAGAGGCUUUGUAGAAAAGAGUGAACCUUAUAACGCCUGCACACACAUCACUAAUCCAGGUGUAAUAAAGGGAAAAAUCGCCUUAAUGCAGAGGGGGCAUUGCAUGUUUGCAGAAAAAGCUCGGAAUGUACAGAAAGCUGGAGCCAUAGGCGGCAUCGUCAUUGAUGACAAUGAAGGCAGCAGCAGUGACACAGCUCCACUUUUUCAGAUGGCUGGAGAUGGGAAGAGCACAGAUGACAUCUCAAUCCCCAUGCUCUUUCUUUUCAUGAAGGAGGGGAAAAUCAUCCUGGAUGCCUACUUGGAGUACAAAGAAGUGGAAGUGUUGCUGUCCAGCAAAGCCAAAGAUCGAGCUGCACUGUUUACAGGUAAAUCCAUCCCAGACUGCGUUAUAGACGGCAGUAUUGAUUCUGAGAGCAUGGAGCAGAAGACAUCUGAAGAAUCUGUAGAAGAUGUGGUAACAGGGCAGACUGUGUUAUCCUCCACAGAUUAUGAUUCCAGUUCCAAAGGUGAAAGCUCCGUUACCAUUGAGUCAGGUUCUGCACAUGCUAGUGAUUCAGAAAAUUUUGGGGAUUCCCUUCCUUAUCAGGAUGCUUUAGCAAAAGAAAGUGAAACUGUUAAAGAGGAGGAGACAGACCAAUCCAAAGAUAUUCCACCUGAGUCUUCAGAACCUGCAGCCAAGUCCGUUGCUGAUUCAAGCAAGGACAAUAAACACAAGCUGAAUGACAUAUUAGCUGAUUGGAGAGAAGACAUAGAAGCAUUUGAAAGAAUGGAAAAAGAUGAAUUAUGACCAUAGCCAAACAGUAUCGUCUGUAGCAAUGUUUCAUUUAAACUUAAAGAAAAUAAACCACACCCACUGCCUAAAGAAAACAAACCACACCCACUGCCUAAAGGGAGAUCACACCCCAAGUAUCAGAUUGUAUAGGAGAACUUCCCAGAGAGAAUUUGAAUGUUGUGACUGCAUGGGAAUUCAGUCUUUUAAAGGUGGAAUGCCUGUAUUUUUUUCAAGGAAAACACACACUUUUAAUUUAUUGAAACUUGAUAACAAUAUACAGACACUGAAAAGAAAAAUCACAGCCUCACUUUGCCAGAUACUUUUUUAAAUUUUAGUUAAUUUCUUUUCUUGUUUCAGUUUUAUUGUCUAAAAGUAUAUAUGAUAGAUCACUUGAUCUGUCAUGGUACAAUGUUUAUUGAAGGAAAGCUAGUGAAUGCUGCAUUGUUGGCAACACUCGCUGCUCAUAUGUAUUUUUCUUCUCCUAUUAAUAGGGAGAAAGGUGUAGUCAAUUGUAUUACUAAUUGGUUUUAAGUAUUUUUGUUUGCACAUCAUAUGAGAUAUCUUUAUAUAGUAAUCUGGAAACAAUUGAAUUGCUGUACACAAACAGUUCACCUUCUUGUAAAAAGAGAGCUUCUCUAAGGUCACUUUUUUCUGCUGUAAAGUUAAACUUUGCACUUAUAUCUUAGAGGUUUCAUAUUCUGAUGCUUUAACAGUUGUGUGAAAUACCAAUUGUUGCUUUCUUUCGGCUCACCAGUCCUGAUUUUGACUGUAUCCCCACAGUAAUUAUUUUAGUUGCGAACUUUGAAGAAGGUCCUGUAUUUCUUUUUCAUUGAAGAUACCAAGUCUUUGUUUGCUCAUGUGUCCUUUUUUUAUUUAAAAAUCCUUAUUCAGAGCUAAUUUAUGUUGGUGUACUUACGUUCAUAGAGCCUCUGCAAAGCAAAGGCUGGUAAUGAUUCAGUGAGAUUUGCUUUACUAGGGAUUUUGAGGGUAUUAGCUCUAAUUGGGUUGCUCCCCCCCAAGAGCUUUAGGAUAAUAUCUUCUUUUCACAUUUGACUCUGUUGCAUUCUUUUUUCUUUCACUGUUUUCCUAUCACUAUAUUUCUUUUACUUUACUUUCAUUACCCCCCAGUAAGUGCAGUCUUGUGUCCAUCACCAUCUUUUGUUGGAUUAAACCUCAUCCCAACAAGUUCUCCAGUGGUACAACAUGUGAAGUUGGUCCUUUCUGUUUCUUAGAUAAGUCAAGAGUGGUGUCCUGUCUGUUCUGUAAUCUGGACCACAAGGAAGAAGUGAGCUGCUCACUGUCUUUGAAGAAGGACACCCUCUGGUGUUUUUAUUCCUGAGAGACUUUUUUUUUCAGUUUCAUGUGUGUACCAGCAUCCCAAACAGCCAUCUUUUAUUCUUUAGUACUACUGGCAUCCAUAAAUGAAACUUGUAUUAUGGCAACUCAUUUGUGUUAGACUUUCAUACAAGCAUUUGAACUCAAAUACCGCCCUGUUCUGUUUGGACUCUUUAGCUAAGAAACGACUGCCUGGUCUCCCAACCCCAAUUUCUUUGCCAGUGACACCAGCUAGCUUUGCUAAAGUUGAACAUCCCUCUCUUCACAAGAAGCAGUACAUUUUUUCUCCCUGAGUAAUACUACCUCUUGUUUUACCUGGUGGACACCCACUCCAGCGCACUACUGCCAAACAACUUCUUUGUGUGCUGCAGCCACACCUGCUGCUUUUUGACCACCAGCAUUCUUCUUUAGAGUGGCUGCAUGCCCUUUGGCUGAGUCCUAAAUGCCAUCAGGCUCACUUGUCUUCUCUGAGGAUGACUUGAGGUCAGAUGCUACACUGCAGCCACCUUCUUAACAUCUUUCUGGAACAUGUUAACGCAGAACGUGUGUUCUCAUUUUAUCACCCUGAUUGGAAAUGGUGAAUCUUUUUAGCUUCUGCUCAGAUACCCCCCCAGAAGAGUGGUACCAUGUGCACACAGUUUUGCCGGGUUUUCCAUCCAGUUUUGCAUAGUGGAAGGUGCUGCCAAAGUAGUAGUUUUUCUCCAGUUUCCAUCAGCUGUGUGCAUUUCUACACAUGGCAGUUGGAUUUAUACCCCAUUACAGACACCACAACUUGAUAGGAAGGGGGAACAUUAAUGAGGUGCUGUGCUUCAGAAAAGAUUACACAGAGCUCUUAUCUGCCCAUUCUGGUGGUUGUGUACAAGGGGAUGUCCAAGGUCUCGUGAAACCUGUCAGGAGAGGAGAGCUAGUCAGAUUUCCACAAGUCAGAGUAAAUUAUUUAUUUAUUUAAUAUUUAUUUAGUUACUUGGAUUAGUCCCUCUAGGUCAAUGGCCUCUCUUCAGGGGAGACCCAAGGUGAUAUUCAUAGGAGAAAUUUGGUCAGGGUAUCGGGGAACUUCCCCUACUGUUUGUGAUGCGUGCCAUGGGAUCUUUUACAUCCACCAUAGCUGUGAUCAACUGAGGCAGAUGGAGCCUAAGUUUAAUAUCUCAUCUGCAUGAUGUCUCACUCAGGAGAUCAGCACCCUUAGUCAAAGUGUUUUCUUUAAAAAAAAAAAAAAAAAAAAGUACAAGUGUGAUUUGCCUAGUUAGCAAAACACAGCAUGUAAGUAGACAUCUCCUAAGAUGAUAACUUCUCAUUUAUCAGUCCGUAUGCUUUCUAGGUUUAAUACCAUCACUAGUUUGCUUUCUAUCACAAGAUGCAGGUUAGUAGGUAGUCUGUUUGGGUCAACUCACCAAUUUAACAAAUUACAGUCCCUCCAAAAAGGAAAGGGUUAGUACUUUUUGAUCAUCCAAAGUGAAUAGUUUAAAAACUCUUAGUGCAGCAGAAACAGCGUUUAUUAGUUGGCAAGAAUGUGUGUGUGGCUAGACAUGUUAUGGUCCCCAUGACUGCUUGACUAGGAUUGAUGUCCAAACUGCAAUCACUAUUGCAGUAUUCCCAACAUAUGGAUUGUCACUGCUGACAUCUGGCUUGGGUACCAAAGCUUUACCUUCCUGAGGUCAUAUGUCCGAUGCAUGACCUCACCUUAUAUGCUUAGGGUAUAGAGAUGGACAUACGAGUGUGGAUUUUCAGACGGUCUCACUGCCAACCUGAACGUAGGUUGUGCAUUCAUUGGAUUAAUCGCCAUUUGGUCGUUGCUACCUUUGCUUUGAUCAUUUAACCAUAUAAGUGUCCCAUUUGAGAACCUUCCUUUUUACUUGCAGUAUUUUGUUGAAAGUUGUUAGAUGUUAGCUAGGAGAAGUGCGAGUGCGGAAGGCAAAUUCCAUACAAGAACUUGAAUACCAAGUGCCUGGAACACAAUCACAAAUCUUGCUCAAUCCUGUCAAUUGUUCAUUCUCACAGCCCAUAGUUUCAGGCCUUCUUCUCUCAACACCUUUCUAGAGACUCCACAUCUUAAACACUUGGCCCAGUCCAAGAUGGCCAAAUCUGCAUCUUGGAUGUUCCUCUUCUGUUGAA